UAAAUGAAAUUCUUGUUCUCUUUUUAUGGCAGAUUAGGGGCAAGUUGAUUUUUUAUGAGACUUUAAUCUAAUGAACCUUGAGGCUGCAUUAGUUCAAGUCAUAUCAAAAAUUGUGCAACUGGAAUUAUUUGAUUGCUUUUGUAUUUGAGUUUGUGUUUAUUUACUGAAGUUAUUUAGAACUAAAAAUUCUCUACAUUUCAAAAAAAUUGCAACCAAGUAUUAGUUCAGACUCACUAUGCCUUCUUCUGAUGAAGUUCAGAGGCACUCGGUACAUACCCUUGUGUUCCGCUCUCUGAAGCGAACACAUGACAUGUUUUUAUGUGACCAAGGCAAUCUGCCUCCUCCUCACCUUCCCUCUGAACAGUUUAAAAGAGCAGUUAAAGCCAAAGAUCAGUAUGGGCCAGUUCUGCACAGAGUUGCCCAAGCAAAGAAAGCUGCAGCAGCUCUGGCCGCUGCCAACAAUGCAAUGGCAGAGAGCUCAGUGGAAAAUGGAAUUGGAGCUGCACCACUUGCAAUAGAAGGAGCUCCUGGGACCAAACCAACUGUCCCUUCUGCCGCUUCACAGGCCAUGGUGCCACUUGCUGCCCCAGAUGCCGGUCCUGGAGGAGCUGCAAAUGCUGGCCAGCAGUUGGCUCUUCGUAAGGCACCUGUUAUGCCCAAGCCAAGAUGGCAUGCACCAUGGAAACUGUCCAGAGUUAUAUCAGGCCAUGGAGGCUGGGUGCGCUGUGUUGCUGUGGAGCCUGGCAAUGAAUGGUUCUGCACUGGUUCUCAAGAUCGCAUUAUUAAAAUUUGGGACAUGGCUUCAGGUCAACUGAAGCUCUCACUCACCGGGCACGUGUCUGCUGUGCGAGGCGUCGCUGUCUCAAAGCGCCAUCCCUACCUCUUCUCUUGUGGUGAAGACAAGCAAGUCAAGUGCUGGGACCUCGAGUAUAAUAAGGUGAUUCGUCACUACCACGGCCACUUGAGUGCUUGCUACGACCUCUCCCUGCACCCCACACUGGACGUGCUGCUCACAUGCGGUCGGGACUCAACAGCGCGCGUCUGGGACAUGCGUACCACUGCCAACAUCCACACCCUCACAGGGCACGCACAAACUGUCGCCUCUGUUGUGUGUCAGGCUGCUGAACCUCAGGUGCUAACAGGUUCCCACGACAAGACAAUCCGACUGUGGGACUUGGCUGCCGGUCGCUCCAUGUGCACCUUGACUCACCACAAGAAGAGCGUGCGCGCGCUGGCCCUGCAUCCUACACUCUAUAUGUUCGCUUCUGCCGGUGCUGAUAACAUCAAGCAGUGGAAGUGUCCCAAGGGCGAAUUUGUGCAGAGCGUGGCAGGCCACAACGCCAUCAUCAACAGCGUGUGCAUCAACAGCGAAGGCGUGAUGGUGUCGGGCGCCAAUAACGGCACACUCUACUUCUGGGACUGGCGCACUGGACACAACUUCCAGAAGCUCCAGGCGCCGCCACAACCAGGCUCAAUGGACAGCGAGGCGGGAGUGUACGCCAUGGCUUUUGACCAGAGCGGCUCUCGGCUCAUCACCUGCGAUGCCGAUAAGACAAUCAAAAUCUACAAGGAAGAUGAAGAAGCUAAUGAAGAAAGCCAUCCCGUCAUAUGGAGGCCCGAGAUCAUGAAGAGAAGAAAAUACUGAGCGUUGACUGCCAGCCUUUCCACUGUCGUUUUUAUGUCACUAUCUCCUAUAUGAUAUCUUAAAAAAUGAAUACAUUA
Molecule: messenger RNA, 1722 nt
Organism: Hyalella azteca
Lineage: Eukaryota; Metazoa; Arthropoda; Malacostraca; Amphipoda; Hyalellidae
Gene: Tango4
Product: pleiotropic regulator 1
Exons: 9
Coding region: 236-1645 (469 amino acids)
Biological process (GO): mRNA splicing, via spliceosome
Cellular component (GO): catalytic step 2 spliceosome; precatalytic spliceosome; Prp19 complex
Molecular function (GO): protein binding
Source: RefSeq, a predicted model, not a curated record